Molecule: messenger RNA, 1593 nt
Organism: Talaromyces amestolkiae
Lineage: Eukaryota; Fungi; Ascomycota; Eurotiomycetes; Eurotiales; Trichocomaceae
Exons: 9
Coding region: 1-1593 (530 amino acids)
Biological process (GO): transmembrane transport
Cellular component (GO): membrane
Molecular function (GO): transmembrane transporter activity
Source: RefSeq, a predicted model, not a curated record
AUGGUGUUAGAAAAUGCUGAAACAGCAUUUCUGAAUGAGCCAUCGGUAGCAGUGGCCACCCCAUCAAUUGAAAAAUCCGAUUCGGGCACGAGGUCAAUGGAGAAGAAAGUUGCCGUUCUCAAUGGGACCACUGAUGUUGAAAGCGGCGAUAUAAUCCAACAGUCUGAUUAUACAGAAGAGCAAUAUAAAAAGCUGACCCGGAAGAUUGAUCGUUACCUCUUGCCAAUGAUGUUCUUUUGUUACGGUAUCCAACAAACCGACAAGACAUCAACGAGUACUCAAGCGGUUUUUGGUAUGCAAACGGCUUUGAAACUCCACGGUCAAGAAUAUCAGUGGUCGACAACAAUCUUUUACCUGACGUACCUCAUCUGCGAGAUUCCAUCCGUUUAUCUACUGCAGCGAUAUAACGUUGGCCGCGUCUUGUCGAUUUACAUGACAGGCUGGGGAAUUAGUCUCAUCUGCAUCAGCGCCGUACAGAAUUGGUCUUCUCUCAUGGCACUACGCGCCUUGCAGGGUGUAUUCGAAAGCAACAUUUCCGCUGGUUUCUUGCUCAUAACAGGAAUGUGGUAUCGUACUAAAGAACACGCCGACAGGUCGCUUUUCUGGCAGUCAUCCGAGGGAUUCUUCUCUAUCAUCUGCAACUUAAUUCUCUAUGGAAUUGCCAGAUAUGCGUCAUCGAAUGGAGGAAUUGCUGCCUGGCGAUGCAUCUCGCUUUUCCUUGGAUCUUUGACCCUUGCCGGUGCUGGUGCCUCAUUCAUGCUUCUAGGUACACCACACGAAGUUAGGUGGUUGAACGAGAGAGAGAAACGAAUGGCCGUGGCUCGUACCCUGGAUAACUACACCGGCCAAGAUAUCACUGGACGAGAGUGGUCCUGGCCGCAGGUGACUGAGGCCUUCAAGGAUCCUCAACUCUACUUCUCUUUUCUGAAUUCCUUCUUGGCCAAUAUUCCGAAUGGAGGCAUCACCACUUUCAGUUCGUUGAUGUACGAGACCUUCGGCUUCAGUAGCUGGGAAUCCAUGUUGUACGGUUGCCCUCGAAAUGCUGUCUACGUUGUCGUCUUUAUCGCGGUCGGUUUCUUUACUCGAAAGUUUCAGAAUCAGCGUAUGUGGAUUAUGAUUGCAAGCUGUAUCAUUCCCUUUGUGGGCAUGCUGGUUAUGUCCCUUCUUCCCAACACUGCCCAGUAUAAAUGGAUUAAAUGGGGGAUGUAUGUGAUGACAGUCGUGUUCUCCUUGUCAAUUUUCAUCGGCUGGAGUCUGAUUCCCUCUAAUGUCGCCGGUAGAACGAAAACUACAAUCAUUUCAUCCAUGACCAUGAUAGCUUACUGUGUUGGAAAUAUGGCUGGKGCCCAGGUCUUCCAAACCAAGGACGCCCCUCGAUAUGUCAAAGGAACUAUUGCGUGCUCGGUCUGUUUCGGCUUGCAAUCAUUCCUCAUCUUGGCUUGGAGAUUCUGGUAUAUGUGGGAAAACCGACGUCGAGACCGUCUUGCCGCCGAAAGUGGUCUCACUAAGGAGGAGCAAGAGGAGAAGGCUCGGGAGUAUGGAGAGAAUGACGCUACAGACCUUCAGAACCCUUACUUCAGGUACACUAUGUAG